GUGGUUUUGUUUCGGUGGCUGCCCACAAUAGUAUGUGAGAAAUGAGGGCUGCUAUAUAUUUAAAAUUCAGUUAGCUCUCUUAAAUGAUUUUUUUCAUCUUCUUAACGAUAUUUAAUGUUUCCUUAUUAUUAUUUUGAUAUUGCCUAAACUAAACGAAGGAUAGCUAGCUAGCUUGUAAGCUAGCUUCACUGAGCAGCCAUGCCGUCCUACUCUGAAUUGAGGAAAACCAACCACUUCUACUACUUUAUCAAAUUUACCUUAAAUAUCUACUCAAUGCUCUUCUCGCUGAUGGGUCUUUGUGUGCUGUGUGUGGGGGUGUAUGCCGAAGUGGAAAGGCAGAAGAAUCGAACCCUGGAGGGUCUUUUCCUGGCCCCCGCCGUGGUGCUCAUCCUGCUGGGCCUGGUGAUGUUUACAGUGUCGGUGGUGGGCAUGGUUGGGUCCCUCAGGGACAACAAGACCCUGCUGCAUAUGUUCCUCUGUGUUCUCUGUGUGUUGCUGCUUCUCCAGGCGAUCGGGCUCGUCACGGCUCUCAUCUUUGAAAACAAGACGUCUGCCUUGUUUCAGAGCAGUAUACGAGAAGGAAUUAAACACUACUACGAUGAUCUGGAUUUCAAAAACAUCUUGGACUACGUGCAGCAAAAGUUUUCAUGUUGUGGAGGGGACGAGUAUAAAGACUGGGGGGUCAACCAGUACCAUUUCUGCAAUGGGACUGGUCCUCUAGCCUGUGGGGUUCCUUAUACCUGUUGUGUUCGCGGCAAGGUAGGAGAGGUCAUCAACACUCUAUGCGGCUACCAGACUCUGGAGCAGCAGCGUGAAUCCCUGCAUGAGCUGAUCCAUGUGCGAGGCUGCAUCCAUGCAGUCAACCUCUGGAUGAGUGACAACAUUGGAAUAACCAUUGCACUCUGCUGUGCCAUUGGGCUGCCCCAGCUGCUGGGCAUCAUCCUGAGCUGCGUCUUCUGGAACCUGCUGGUAGACAUGAGCGAGUCGGCCGACAUGGUGGACUUCAAGCUGAAGAAGGCCGAGGUCAACUACAGUGAGCUGGACCUGGCCGGUGCCGGCUGGUGCAUGUGUCUGCCGAGGGACGGCGGCUACCUCCCCGUCCCCGCCGCCGAGCCCGACCUCGACCCUAUCGACGUUCACCUGGAGAAGCUCAAGAAGCAGCAGCCGCGCACACACUCCCAGCUCCGAGAACUGCAGCAGUCCAGAUCGGCCACAGGGCUGGACGAGGUCGACGUCGGCCGCAAGCAGAAAAGGGAACACUGAGCGUUCUUUUUAACCCUUUCUUGCCUUUUGGGUUUGCCUUUUUUUUCUGUCAUUGUAAUCAUUUGUUGGAGUUGUGUUGCACUACUUAACAGUUGAACCUGUCAGUCAUUGGAUCAAAAGGAAUUUGGUCAGCUAAAGGGAUCAGAAGUACUUUAGCACUUUGUUGAGGAAUUUGUUUACAGUAAAAAAAAAAAAAAAAAGAAGGAACAACAUGCAACAUUGGCUUUUAAGAUAAAAACAUUUCUUUUGUCUUGUUUGUGGAAGUUGAUAUUCAAAGAUUUUAUGGCAUUAUGUCACAUUUUAUUUCUUCUUUUUUUAGCCUUUGAAAUUGAGCUAUGUCUCAUGUGCUAAAGCUUACCUCAGGCUGUUUUGACAAUAGCCCAGUAGUCAGAGGACAGUACUAUUUGGUGUGUAAAUUAAUGGUAGCUUGAAAAGACGUUUUUCAGUGUCAGAGAAAUAGGAAUAGCCAAGUAUGUCUUGCGUGUAGCGUCUGUGACGGAUGUAUACAGUUUGUGCAUUGUUUGUUUUUAUGAUGAUUUCAAUUUGAUUUUGUGCAAUCAGUGUACAUUGUAAGACUGGUAGUUGUGGAAUAACAUGGGAUGCAUGUUUUGUACUGUAUAUAAAGUAAGGAAAAAAAAACCUUAAGUUUACAUGUUAAGGCGUGUGUCCAUAUAGCAUUUUUCUCUGGCAGAAAGGCACUACACAGACGAGCUUUAAACACUAACGGUGAUAAAAGCACAACACUAACCAGCAACACUCAGUGUCUGGCCGAUCCUCCUCGACAGAUGGGCUUUUCUGGAGCUCACAAAAAAAAGUCGGAGAGCUCUGAAGAAGAUGCUGGGUGCUGCGCUUUUUCAUUAGGCCGCUGCAUGCAGCCACUAUAUGCUUUCUCCUCCUUGGAAACAAUUGAAAAAAAAACGCUACAUGGACACUCAGCCUUCAGCUCUCAUCAGGGGGGCUUCAGUCUAUUCCAUUUUUAAACAAAACUUUUUAUUCCAUCUUUUAAUGGAACAACUAAAGGGAUUAUCCAGACUACAAAUCCAGUGACAGGCUACUCUAUGAUGGUUUUUUGUAUCUGAGUUAUGCACUGUUUUGAGCUUCCCCCUAGCUCCUGCCUUGUAUCAGCACUACUGUUCUUGUCAAUAAAGCUGAAUUUGUCUACUGA
This is a messenger RNA of Plectropomus leopardus (leopard coralgrouper), 2428 nucleotides long. RefSeq names its product tetraspanin-15. Gene Ontology annotation, cellular component: plasma membrane. NCBI's taxonomy places the organism in Eukaryota, Metazoa, Chordata, Actinopteri, Perciformes, Serranidae. The record is from RefSeq and is a predicted model, not a curated record.